AUGAAGGGAGCGAUUUUCUCUGCCGUGGCACUGGCUGCUACAGCCCUUGUGAGCGCUGCUCCCGUGACCAAGGAGAAUGCGGUCGUGUCUACCAAUGAGAAGUGGUCGAACUGGAACCCCUAUAUGGUGCAGAAGCGCAGUGAGGAUGCCCCCGAGUCGGACAACAAGUGGUCGAACUGGAAUCCAUAUAUGGUGCAGAAGCGCAGUGAGGAUGCCCCCGAGUCGGACACAAUGGUCAACUAUCCAUUUCCUCCCCAAGUGGUCGAACUGGAACCUCAGAAGCGCAGUGAGGAUGCCCCCGAGUCGGACAACAAGUGGUCGAACUGGAAUCCAUAUAUGGUGCAGAAGCGCAGUGAGGAUGCCCCCGAGUCGGACAACAAGUGGUCGAACUGGAAUCCAUAUAUGGUGCAGAAGCGCAGUGAGGAUGCCCCCGAGUCGGACAACAAGUGGUCGAACUGGAACCUCGGUAUGGUCCAGUAA
Molecule: messenger RNA, 480 nt
Organism: Malassezia vespertilionis
Lineage: Eukaryota; Fungi; Basidiomycota; Malasseziomycetes; Malasseziales; Malasseziaceae
Exons: 1
Coding region: 1-480 (159 amino acids)
Source: RefSeq, a predicted model, not a curated record